Messenger RNA from Radiomyces spectabilis, 1053 nucleotides. RefSeq lists its product as uncharacterized. The transcript is spliced from 5 exons. Bases 270 to 968 code for a protein of 232 amino acids. Lineage: Eukaryota; Fungi; Mucoromycota; Mucoromycetes; Mucorales; Radiomycetaceae. The record is from RefSeq and is a predicted model, not a curated record.
AACAGCCAAGUGAGUUGCGAUAUCAUUUUGAUAUUGAUUCUGCUCACUUGGUUGGUGAUCAUAUCCCGUCCAUUGGUCCGUUGGCUUUGUUUACGCUGGCCAACUUUUCCUUCACGUUAUAGAAGCCCAAUCACUUUGGCGUUCCCGUUGCUAGCCUACACGAAACUGUAGAGUUGUGCAAAAUUCCCAACUUCCGCUUGGGUGAAUUUGGCUUCAACGGCCGUUGGAAGGUCAGCAUUUUUUUCCCUUUGCUCGGUGGUUCUGCCACCAUGCUGCCUUCACAAGUGGCUACCUUCGUCGACUGCGUUCUUUUGCCCGCGAUUGAAUUGGCAUCUCCUUUUGAGUGUCAAAACUUUGGCCUCGAUUAUCAAGCUGAAUCAGAACGCCUAAGAGAUGCAAACGGCCGAAUUGUAGCCAAGCCAGCCAUGCUCGAUACCAUGAGUGUACCUGCUCUCAUUGAGGGUAUGCGUGCACUGGUUGCUGAAAGCCAGCGUCUGAAAGCACUUUUUGGAGACUUUUUUUUUGACACCUGGUGUAUGGGCAUCAAAGGCCCAUUCAGGGAGUCUCCACAGACCUCCCUUACUGAUAUCAACUGGGAUUUGGUCGAUCCAAAUACCUCCUACAUCGAUGUGGGUGCAGAAGUCCUGCCGGUUUCUGAUGAAUUUUUGGUCGGUGUACCGACAGACAGCUCGCAUGAAGAGCUUAUUAACCAGCUAUCCGGUCCCUUGGGUUCGUCUGCUUAUCAGUACAGAUACGAUCGACUUUCGCAUUUGCGAGGCGUGGGUGGUUUUGCGCUGUACCUGAAAGAUAAUACACCAACCAAUGACUUCGGAGCCGUCUACGCACAGGCGUACAGCAAAGUAAAAGUCCCUUUUUACAACCUUGCUGCAAAUAAGGACCGAAGUGGUAUUGCCAUAUCUCCUUCCCAAAUUUUCUCAAAUUCUUUCUCAGGUUUUAAAGUAGGUUAGCUUGAAAAUUUUAGUUGGUGCAGACCUGAUUCAGUAACACUGCUAAUAUUAUAUAGACCUUUGUAAAUGCAACAAUGGCAGCUCU